AUGUUUUUGCACUCUCUGUCUCCCAUGGCCACAAAUUUCCAUUUAACUUCCAGCACUAAGAAGAGAAACAAAAAGGAUCCCUUUCAAGCUACAACCACCAUGUCAGGGGAAGUGGGGAAUCGAACCACCUUCAAUGAGUUCAUCUUAGUUGGCUUCUUGGCUGACUCCCAGAUGCAAGUGGUCUUCUUUGUAGUUUUUUUGGCCCUUUACUUGGUAACAUUGGCUGGGAACAUGACUCUUGUUGUCUUAAUCAGGAGUGAUUCCCGUUUACAUACUCCCAUGUAUUUUUUCAUUGGGAAUCUGUCAUUCCUAGAUUUCUGGUAUACAUCUGUGUAUAUCCCCAAAAUUCUGGUGACCUGCAUAUCAGAAGACAAGCGUAUAUCCUUAGCAGGCUGUGGUGCUCAAUUUUUCUUUUCCGCUUUUGUGGCCUAUACUGAGUGUUAUCUCCUUGCUGCUAUGUCCUAUGACCGUUAUGUAGCAAUCUGUAACCCCCUUCUCUAUUCUGCUACCAUGUCUAAGUCUCUCUGUGUUGGACUGGUUGCUGGGUCCUACAUAGGUGGGUUUUUGAAUGGCACAGUCCACACUGCUAACACAUUCCGCCUGAAAUUUUGUGGGAAAAACAUCAUCAACCACUUUUUCUGUGAUGCACCACCACUGGUAAAGAUGUCUUGUACUGACACAAAAGUCUAUGAGAAGAUACUCCUUGGGGUGGUGGGUUUCACUGUCCUGUCUAAUAUACUAGUCAUCCUCAUCUCCUACUUCAAUAUCGUCCUGGCCAUCCUUCGCAUCCGCUCAGCUUCAGGAAGGUGGAAGGCUUUCUCCACCUGUGCUUCUCACAUGAUCUCUGUCAUACUUUUCUAUGGGUCCCUUCUCUUCACAUACUCAAGACCCAGCUCUGCUUACUCCUUAGAGAAGGACAAGUUGGCUUCCCUAUUCUACACAGUGGUGAAUCCAUUGCUCAACCCAAUGAUCUACAGCUUCAGGAACAAGGAUGUGAAGGAGGCCUUCAAGAAAGUAAUUCAGAGCAUCCGAACACCAAGAUAA
Messenger RNA from Monodelphis domestica (gray short-tailed opossum), 1044 nucleotides. Its product is annotated as olfactory receptor 9G4-like. Gene Ontology annotation, molecular function: G protein-coupled receptor activity; olfactory receptor activity. NCBI's taxonomy places the organism in Eukaryota, Metazoa, Chordata, Mammalia, Didelphimorphia, Didelphidae. The record is from RefSeq and is a predicted model, not a curated record. Gene Ontology annotation, biological process: G protein-coupled receptor signaling pathway. Gene Ontology annotation, cellular component: membrane.